AUGAACAACAGCAACUCUCCUCUUCGCAUCUUUGAUCUUUCGACUCUAUCUCUUUAUCCCAUUGAUUCCACCAUGGCCGACUCCAAACCUUCCGCCAAGAAGACCGACUCCAAACCUUCCGCCAAGACCGACUCCAAUGCUUCCACCAAGACCGUCGCCUCUACCAAGACCGAUGACUCUGCCGACCUCGCCAGCGUGACUUGUCUCGAUGCCUUGGAUCCCUCGAUUGCUGAUGGCUUCUGCGGUCUGGAAACAGUCUUGGUUCCUAACUGCACGAAGAUUCAAGUCUACGUCGAUGCUCGCAACAAGAUCAUCGAGUACCACUACGGACGUUACCAAAGUGCCGUGGACCACUUCGUGUCCAUCUUCAUCAUCCAACUCUCGUUCCAGGACUAUUGGGACUUCCUCUUCAACGCAUUCAUCUUUCUUGGGCCUGACGCCUUGGAGGAAGGGUUACCCCGCGAGGUCGUUCCAUGGAGACUGCUUCCAAGCGAGAUUCCGGGUUGA
This is a messenger RNA of Seminavis robusta, 507 nucleotides long. The record is from the annotation of a GenBank genome assembly. NCBI's taxonomy places the organism in Eukaryota, Bacillariophyta, Bacillariophyceae, Naviculales, Naviculaceae.